GCAGCAUCCUUUAAUAUCUCGUGACAUCGCUUCCUUUUCUGAAAGAUGCUCAGGGCGGAGGAGACGCUGCGUUCACUGGGAUGAUGGAAGCUGCGCACAUGAGGUGUGUCUGUCUUGUCUGACCGCUUUUUCACCAUACAGAAGCUGCUGCACCUGCACGGAGAAAGGGGAAAAAACUGCGUACCCCGCCCGAGAUAAUGGCUUUUUUUUAAUCUUUUACCAAAAAAAUGUCCAAAACCAAACAUUGCGAGGCGAUCAGGGUGGUGGUCCGCUGCCGGCCAUUCAGCAGGAGAGAGGAGACAGCGGGGUGUAAAAACAUUUUGGGGAUUGAUGACAAACUGGGGCAGAUCACCAUCAGGAACCCGAAGGCACCACCUGAUGAUCCAAUGAAAGUAUUCACGUUUGAUUCUGUGUAUGGCUGGGAUUCAAAACAGAGCGACAUUUAUGACGAUGCAGUCAGACCUCUGGUGCAGUCGGUGCUCCAGGGCUUCAACGGGACCAUAUUUGCCUACGGCCAAACUGGGACAGGUAAAACACACACCAUGGAAGGGGUUACAAACGACCCAGACAUGAGAGGGAUUAUACCAAAUUCAUUUCAGCACAUUUUUACACAAAUAUCCAGGACUCAGAAUCAGAAAUACUUGGUGAGGUCAUCGUACCUCGAGAUCUACCAGGAGGAAAUCAGAGAUCUGCUGUGCAAAGACAACAACAGGAAACUGGAGCUUAAAGAGAGUCCCGACUUUGGCAUCUAUGUGAAAGACCUGUCAUCUGUGGUCACAAAGAACGCCAAUGAGAUUGAACAUGUGAUGAACAUAGGAAACCAAUCCAGGUCUGUGGGCUUCACCAACAUGAAUGAACGCAGCUCUCGGUCUCAUGCCAUUUUUCUCAUAACUGUGGAGUGUAGUGAAGUAGGGCCAGAUGGCGAGGACCACAUCCGUGUUGGGAAGCUGAACAUGGUUGACCUGGCUGGCAGCGAGCGCCAGAGCAAGACAGGUGCUAAAGGGAAGCGACUGAAGGAGGCAGCCAAGAUCAACCUGUCCCUCUCGGCACUGGGGAAUGUAAUUUCAGCUCUGGUGGACGGGAAGAGCACCCACAUCCCGUACAGGGACUCCAAACUGACCCGCCUGCUCCAGGACUCGCUGGGUGGCAAUGCAAAGACUGUCAUGAUUGCAACGGUGGGGCCAUCGCACAAGAACUUUGACGAAUCCCUGGCCACGCUGAGGUACGCCAACAGGGCCAAGAACAUAAAGAACAAACCUCGGAUUAAUGAGGAUCCCAAAGAUGCCCUGCUGAGGGAGUUUCAGCAGGAGAUUGCACGCUUGAAAGCGCAGCUGGAGGAGCGAGGGAUGCUCGCAAAGGAGAGGAGGAGGAUGAGAAGGAACAGCAAAAGACUCAGUAAAAGUAUGGUCGGCAUGGAAGAGGAGAUGUUCAGAGAGAAGGAUGUGGAUAUGUGGAAGGCUUUCGAGGAGGAACAAGAGGUGAAACAUUACAUGAAAGAGGGAAUUGAGAUCCCCAAGAUUCUGACCUGCCAGGGAGGCAGUGAGAAGUUAAAGCACCUGAGUGAAAACAGAAAAAGCGUAGAGGACAUGCAGUGGGAUCAAGAUGCUUUGGAGAAGAUCAUUGAGAAAUACAAGGCUAUGGAGAGCAAACUGUUGGUUGGAGGCAAGACUAUAAUUGAUCACACCAAUGAACAGCAGAAAAUGCUGGAGCUGAAGAGGCAGGAAAUUGCAGAACAGAUAAGGAGGGAGAGAGAGAUCCAGCAGCAGAUGAUGUUGCAGGAUGAGGAGACCUUAGAGAUGAGGGACACCUUCUCCUCCCUGCAGCAGGAGGUGGAACUUAAGACAAAGAAGCUGAAGAGGCUGUAUUCCAAACUACAGUUGGUGAAGGCAGAGAUGAGAGAUGUCAUUUCUGAACACGUCACAACCAGACAGGAGCUUGAACAGACACAGAAUGAACUCACCAGAGAGCUCAAGUACAAAUAUCUCUUGAUUGAGAAUUUUAUACCUCCAGAGGAAAAGAAUAAGAUCGUGAACAGGCUGCACUUUGACAGUGAGGAGGAUCAAUGGAGACUGCAACCGGUCCUUCCAGAGAGUGCACCCACUCAGGUCAAGAGAAGGCCUCUCUCAGCCGUGGGAUACAAGAGGCCAAUCAGCCAAUAUGCACAGAUGGCUGUUGCCACGGCAACUGGGGCCCCGUGUAGAUACCAGGCUGAGAAUGUAAUGCUGUUGGAGUUAGACAUGUCUCCACCUACCAUGUUUACCUUGAACCUUAAUGGCGCUCACAUGGAGAGAGCGUUUUCUCCCAGGCUGAUGCGGGACCUUCUGGCACACGUCCCCAUCAGAGAGAGGAGCGGUGCAUCGUCACGGGUCAGGAAAUCCCAAUCCUGGUAUCAGGCACCACAAGCAGCAUCUGUCACAUCAUCCUCAUCAUCCACCACUCUGACGUCAGAAUCUCAGAGCUUCUCUCCGUCUCAGAGACAAAGACCAUCCUCUGCUGCCUAUGGUCCGGUUCAGACAAGCCCCUGAUAUGUGUCGACACAACAACGCACAGGGCACAAAAGGAGACGUGGGGGAGGAAAUGAGAGAGAGGGGAGGGAGAUCGUAUGCCUUGAUUUAAAAUUGAUUUCACACCUUUUUUGAGAAAGUAUAACUUCAGUAAGCAUGUAUUCAGCUUAACCGGAAAGACAAAUGUCAUUUUUCUGCCUACUGUUGCCUAAAAAAAACAAAAAACAUGUAGUUUCUCGUGGCUUAACGUCAAGUCUCAAUGAAUAGCACAGCCAAAACGUAAUCGUAAUCAAACCAGGUUUGACAAUGUAGUAGAUUAUUUGGAGGAUCCUUUUUUUGUUUAUAAUUGAAUUCAUUUUAUUUUUUUAACAGCAAUUUAAUCACCUAUUUUCUAAAAGUUGAAAGCCUGUUAAAAUGGUGAUUUUGUGAUGGUGUGGUAGGUACUAAGGGCCUCCAAAUACUGGGGGGAGGGAGGGGGAGCACCCUGGUUUAAACCUGUAUGCUUGAUGAAUUGUUGCUUCAGUUUAUGGCUAAUGUAACUGUGAGCCAAAAAAAAAUAAUAAUAAUAAUAAUGUGAAGACAAGCUUGCAAUGCCCUCUUGAUUAGCUGCCUUAUUUUUUCAUAGUUGUGGGAAAUCGUGCAAAGUCCAUUUGCUUACACAUGAAAAUAAACAAAAUUCUGAAA
Messenger RNA from Morone saxatilis (striped sea-bass), 3188 nucleotides. RefSeq names its product kinesin family member 3Cb (gene kif3cb). Gene Ontology annotation, biological process: microtubule-based movement. Bases 228 to 2525 code for a protein of 765 amino acids. The transcript has 8 exons. Lineage: Eukaryota; Metazoa; Chordata; Actinopteri; Moronidae. Gene Ontology annotation, molecular function: microtubule motor activity; ATP binding; microtubule binding. The record is from RefSeq and is a predicted model, not a curated record.